AGAGAGAGAGAGAGAGAGAGAGGCUGUGCGGUCGCUUCCGGCUUCACACAGACGCUCUACUACGAGCAGAGCAGUCGAGCCUCACGCAUGACAACAGAAACCUCCCGUGAAACUAUUUCUCCCGAGAACAAAGUGUGACAGGAGCUCGCCGCUCGGUGCGACAGGCUCCGAAGUUCAAUCCCGAAAGAGACCGAGGAGAAGGAGAAAAGAGCUGCUGGUGGAAAACAGACAGAGAGAGAGACAUUUUGAAAUCAUUUUGAGGAGCUGUUUUUUUUGGGGGGGGGGGGGGGGGUGAGAAUGUGAGGAAGCAGCGUCGAACAAGUUGUGGGUUGUUGUUGUUUUUUUUCCUUCAAUGGGAGAAAACAAAAAGACCCAAGAGGAGAAGAGAAGAAUAAGUUGUUCUGGUGCACAAGGAGCCGCCACUUUGCAUGUUCCGUGUGCGCGGCUCGAGUGUCACGGACGCGGACAAGAGACCAAUUCUCCUCGGGUUAUUGCUGCUGCUGCUGGUAUCUGGCUGGGAUAUCACUCGGACCAAUAGAGUGUCCCGGAGAAGCCUCGGAGGGGACGGGACGACGGGACGACGGGACGGGGCUGAGACAGGAAACACUGAAGGCUGCUCUCCACACCUCCCUGCCGCUUCAGGGGAGAUUGUCAGAUGUGUACCCAGCACUCCAAGCCCCUGGCCUGGCCGCGGGGAUGGCAGCCUCUGCCCUGAACCUGAACGGCCUGGGAGUCAUGAACAGCAGUAAUCAGUUCCACACGCAGUCAGGCUCCUCUGGUGCCACCUCGCGAGGUAGAGCCAGCCCCGUCGCCCGGCCUUUGCUGCCGGUUCCGGAUCGGACCACCUUCUGCCAGUUACUGGGUGGGGGAGCGCUGGCGGGAGGUCUUUACAGCCCAACCAGCCCCAAGACGAGCCCCCCGCCACUUGGUCGAACCUUUGUCUUCCCCGCUUCGUCCUCGCUCUGCCCAAGCCCCACCCAUCGCGCUCGCUCCCCGUCCCCGCGGAGCCCGGAGCUUCUCGGCGUCAAUGUCGGCCAGCGGGUCCGGCGCCUGAGCUCGGCCGGCGGUGAAGAGAGCGGCGAAGGGGACGGGCAGGAGGAGAGGGGAGGAGAGGCGGGAGAGGGGGGGAGGCGAGAGGAGAGGAGACGCCAGGCGCAGCUGCUGCAAAUCCACAGAGAGCUGCAGAACGUUGAGGUCAGGGGAAAAGUUGGCAUUUUCGAGGCGCACAUUUCCGGGAUUCGUGCCCAGGUGCUUAAUAGUGAGCUCCAGCGAAGCCCUCGAUCUCCAAGACGAACAACAAGCCAAGCCCCUUCGCUUCCCAGCCAAGGAAGCCAGGGAAACCUAGCCCUUACAUGCCCAAUGACCCAACCACAAGAGAGCCAAUUUCCCACUGUUUUCCAAAAUGGGAGAGAAGGGGGCGAAGAUAUAACGGCAGAGGAGAGGAGGGAAGGAGGAAGCAACGAAGGCGAGGAGGACAGCAGUGCCAACAAAAUGAACACAGAGAAUAAGACACUGUUUGGUCAAAACGGCCGCCAUUCAGAAACAGCAACGCACACUCCGUGUUUAGAUGGGAGGUCUGUUGUUCAGGGUUCCCUCGAGGCACUAGACUUGAACGCAGCAACAGACGGAGAAAUACGGAGAGAGAAAGAAAGCAGGGAGGGAGAAAACAAACAAAUUCUGCGAGAUGAAAGAGAAAGGACAGAGAGAGAAGUGGGGGAUGAGGAAGAGAGUCGCUUGUGUCCCGAGAUGCUCCAGACGGAGGCAAACAGGUCGGAGGUUAGUCCAGAAGCCCCUGCCUUGUGUGAGGCACAGAGCAGCGAGAGCUGUCGUUUGGACGCCACCAAUCAGACCUACAACCACUCUCCCUCCAUCCCCGCGGUCAUAAUAACGGACCACGGAUUGGAAAACCAGCUCCAACCCUCGGACCAGGGAUUAUGCUGCACCCCUAGCCCCAACUCGUCCACGCGCUCCCUCAGGAAGCUGUCGUCCUCCUCCACCUCCUCCGCCGGUUUCUCCUCAUCGUGGGAGGAGUCGGAGGAGGACAUUUCCAGUGACACAGAGAAAGGGGAGCAGCUUCUCAGCCCUGCGCUCCUCACCUCUCAACAGAAAGCACACAAGUCUUGGAAGAAGAUUAAGAACAUGGUCCACUGGUCUCCGUUUGUCAUGUCCUUCAAGAAGAAGUAUCCCUGGAUACAACUGGCCGGGCACGCAGGGAGCUUCAAGGCAGGAGCCAACGGCCGCAUUUUGAAAAAACACUGUGACUGCGAGCAGCGCUGCUUGUCCCUGCUGAUGAGGGAUGUGCUGCGGCCGUACGUCCCCGGUUACCAUGGAGACGUGGAGAAGGACGGCCAGAAGUACAACCAGAUGGAGGACCUGCUGGCCGAGUUUGACUUUCCGUGCGUGAUGGACUGUAAGAUGGGAAUAAGGACCUACCUUGAGGAAGAGCUGACCAAGGCCCGUAAGAAGCCCUCCCCGAGACCCGACAUGUAUCAGAAAAUGAUCGAGGUCGAUCCCGAGGCGCCGACAUCAGAGGAAAACGAGCAGAAGGCGGUGACCAAACCCAGAUACAUGCAGUGGAGGGAGACCAUAAGCUCAACGGCCACCCUGGGAUUUAGGAUAGAGGGAGUCAAGAAGGAGGACGGGACAGUGAACAGAGAUUUUAAGAAGACAAAGACGAGAGAGCAUGUUAAUACGGCCUUUCACGACUUUGUCAAAGGAAACAAAGACAUACUGAACAGUUAUCUAACCAGGCUGAUGGAAAUCAGAGACACUCUGGAGAUCUCCGCAUUCUUCAAAACCCACGAGGUGAUUGGCAGCUCCUUGUUAUUCGUUCAUGACAGUAAGGGACGGGCCAAAGUCUGGAUGAUUGACUUUGGGAAAACCACGGCCCUGCCUGAGGGGGAGGAACUCACCCACCGAGCGGUGUGGCUGGAGGGCAACCGAGAAGAUGGCUACCUUUUUGGACUUGACAGUUUGGUGGACAUCAUUUCGUCCAUGGGGAACUCUGAGACUUGAAGUCUGAGGGGUUGUCGAGUGAACAAUUGGACUCGACAACAAUCACGUCCCGUUCACGCGUCCUCUGGAUUUCCUCAAGGAUUCUUUCAGGCGUUUCGUCCUCAUCCUGGUAACCACAUCAUCCCAUGACAACGCGUAGGCCGACUCACUGACUAACGCAUUCUCUUUGUUCAUAUCCAGACUCCAUUUGUCAGGGACUGUUUUCAUCUGUUUGGUGCUCUAGGGAGUAUCUACGGCAGGAGGGCGGUGCACGUGGGAUCAUCUUAAAAUUAACCGAGUGCCCACAUCCGUCGUAACGUAGAAGCUCUGUGGCACAGAGGGAUAAGCUGCAUCAAGGUUUGGAACCACGGACAAUACCCGUUAGUGGGAUCAGGUCCUUGUUGGGUUUUGUCUUGGGAUUUGUUUGACAAAAUGAAAAAAAUACAGAAUAUCACCUGACUUGAAAGCCCCUAUGUGUGGGAAUUUAAAAAUCCUGACUUUAGUGCCCCCAGGUGGUGAUGUAAAAAAACCCCACUGUGAAGUUCAAAUUUUUCAUAAAUAGGCAAUUGUGCAGUCGUAAUGUUCGAGCCUGGUUCGACAGAUACCAUAAUUCCAUAGAACUAGUGGUUUUAAAACGGCUGAGGUUCAAAACAAUGUCAUCUGCAACCCAUUUAUUUUAGAUUUUUUAACAUUUGUUCAUCUGCUGGACUCUAACUUCACUUAGGUGCAUUUCUGCUGAAUCAGAGUUAUAUUGGUUUUUAACUCUUUUUAAUUUAAAUUAUGUUCCUUUCGGACCACGACAUCAGCACUAUCUUAAAAAACAACACUUUGUUACAUUUAGACUGUUAGAGACUGUACAGUCGCGUGUGGUUUUACUCAUUAGAAGAUGAUUUUAGGUUUGUCUUUACAGAGAGAAACCAAACUAUAGUCUUUUUAAUUUCGGUUCAUCCAGUCACACCCAAAGCCAUAGAUGGGGUUAGAUACUGUAGGUUGCUCAUUGAUGUUUUCUGCGGCACCCGUGUGUACACCUGUGUGCAGGUACAGUUUGUUGUGCAAGGCAUUGUUUCACAGCCAACAUGGUGAUAUCGAAUGUUUGCGAACCACACACUUCUUACCCUUCUAACAUGUUGUUGGGAUUGUUCACCGUGUACAGUAAGAUUUAUUAUGUUAGAUGUUUUUUUUUUUAAAUGUAACUUUAUUUUAGUCAAACUCCAUGGAACACUUACAGCCAUGAACAAUCUUAUUUAAGCUAUACAGUGCUAUACAGUGCCUUGACGUUACAAAGCCGAGUCAGACAGCUGAAAAUACGUUUCUAAAUAUUAUUGUUAUGACGGACUGUUCUCUUUAGUCUUAACAGGGGAGUUUUCCUGUUCUUAUGUGGGUGCAUGUUUAUUAUCCUCUUAAAGUUUGGGCUCAGCGCUUUAGUUCAUCUGUUUUUAUUUAUGACAUUAUAUUAUGUUGUGUUAUUCGUAGUUGAUGGGAUACUGUGAUAUUCUCAACCCUGGGCUGUUACAUUUGUUUUGUCUCCAAGCAUGUUUUACAGUGUGAGUGAAGAUUGACGCUCAUGAAAUGAUACCCAUUCACUUUGAUGGGGAAUGCAAACGAUCACUUAGAAAUUGGUUGGGCUGAUACAGUAAGUGAGAAGGGAGAAAAAAAAAGUCUCUUAAUAUGACAAGGUUCUUGAUGAACAAUAAGAACAUAUGAGAUCAGACGUUUGCAGCGACAGUAGAAGAUUGUUUAGUCCACGCAGUGCCUUCUUAAAGAAAUAGCUCGACGUUUUGGGCAAUAUACGUGUCUGAGUUCUUCUUGACGAGAAAAAGACUGACAACUUGUACGCUCAACAUGAAGCUUCCCAGCAUCUCUAAUGAUCAGUGAAAGUGCUGGUAAAAGCAGAAUUAAGUUGCGUUUGAACACAUCUGUCUCUGCGCCGAGCUGAGCUGACCAGUGGCUGUGUAACGAACAGACACAAGAGUAUCAACCUUCUCAUCGGUCUCCUCCCGGCAAGAAAGACAACGAGCGUAUUCCCCCAAAACGUCCACCUAUUCCUUUGAGACCAACCAUCUUAGCUAUUGCUUAUGCUCCCCAAUGUGCACUUAGAGUUGUUGGUUGGUAUCAUGUUGUUGCCUUUCUAUUUAUUUGGAUUGUCCUUUGAAAAAAAAAAAAAAAAGUGUGAAUAUGGUGAGCAAAAAAGUCCUGCUUCCAUGUGUGAUUUCUGUGCACUCUGGGAUCAACAGUAUAAAUAUUUAUAUUUCUAUCUAAUCUAUUAGGGCUGUAACGAUUCUCCAGAACCACAGAUCGGUACAGAGCCGUAAUUCGAUAUGAAAAUGAAAGGAAAAUUGUUAAGACAGAGGCCUAACUUGAUACGUAAUAUUUAUGAAAUAUGCAGCUUGCCCAAUCUUUAAAAUUGAAUAAUAAUUUCAUGAUUGACAGGUGAAAAAUAUUAAUUGUGUAAUGAAAAAAAUUAGCGGUGGAGGCCAAGAGUGUGCGUGUCAAGGUUCAGUCGUCCUGUAUCACGGUUGCGAGACUGUGUUUUGGUAUUGAUCUUAUCUUCGUGUAGAAUCGUUACAGCCCUAACCGAUUAUUUCUCAACAUCAUCUUCACUGAGAACAAGCAGCAAGAGCUUUUUAUCACUAAGGACAAGGUGAUGCAAACGCUAUACAAUGUUUGUGUGGAACUGUGUGUUUGAAACCCCGAACAUUUCCCCGUUCCAUGCUCUGCGGAGGCGGCGGUGACUCCAGUGCAGAGUUGGUUGGUUUCAAAACACGAGCGCAUGAAGACCAUCUGUUGUCAGCGAGAUUUGAAUGUGCGCUGGGAGACCCAAAUGUAUUCCUGGUGAAUUGCCUUAAUCACUUGGCCACGGCAAACUGCACCCAACGUGGGAAAUUGUGUGUCCGCCUGAAACAUGCAUAAUGAUAUAUAAUCGACCUAAAGGAUUCUGAAGUUGACCAUUUCCACUCGUGUAUAAAAUAAUGACAUCCCAACUGCUGGAGGCGUAAUUCUCUGAAAACCAAUUCAGAAGUUGAAGAGACAAAAACUUUGCAUUAUUGUUCACCUGACAGUCAUGUCAAUAAAGCAUACUGAAUUUAAACAAAACAACUAAAA
This is a messenger RNA of Scophthalmus maximus (turbot), 6096 nucleotides long. It is a transcript of the gene itpkb, whose product is annotated as inositol-trisphosphate 3-kinase B. The transcript has 12 exons. Bases 697 to 3015 code for a protein of 772 amino acids. Gene Ontology annotation, cellular component: cytoplasm; nucleus. Gene Ontology annotation, biological process: inositol phosphate biosynthetic process. Lineage: Eukaryota; Metazoa; Chordata; Actinopteri; Pleuronectiformes; Scophthalmidae. The record is from RefSeq and is a predicted model, not a curated record. Gene Ontology annotation, molecular function: inositol-1,4,5-trisphosphate 3-kinase activity; inositol tetrakisphosphate kinase activity.